Westerdykella ornata is the source of this 924-nucleotide messenger RNA. RefSeq names its product acetylxylan esteras-like protein 1 precursor. The record is from RefSeq and is a predicted model, not a curated record. Gene Ontology annotation, cellular component: extracellular region. Bases 1 to 924 code for a protein of 307 amino acids. Gene Ontology annotation, molecular function: hydrolase activity. The transcript has a single exon. NCBI's taxonomy places the organism in Eukaryota, Fungi, Ascomycota, Dothideomycetes, Pleosporales, Sporormiaceae.
AUGCAUCUCCCCACCCUCCUAGCCCUCGCCUCAACCCUCUCCCUCACCUCCUCCCAAACCCUCACUUCCACCCUCACCCAAAUAACCACCCCAUUCGGCCCCAACCCCCGAAACGUCUCCUUCUACAUCUACGUUCCCUCGCCUCUGCCACCCAACUCUCCAAUCCUCGUCGUGCCUCACUGGUGCCACGGCACCGCGCAACAAGCCUUCCAGUACAGACCCUACGCCUCCCAAGGCGAUACAUACGGCUUCAUCAGCAUCUAUCCCGAUUCACCCAACAAGGCCGAUCAAUGCUGGGAUGUCAGCAGCAAGGAGACACUGACGCACGAGGGAGGUGGUGAUGCACAAGGGAUUGUAUCAAUGGUACGAUGGGCGUUGGAGAAGUAUAAGGGCGAUGCGGGAAGAGUGUUCGUCACGGGGACGAGUUCCGGCGCGAUGAUGACGAAUGUCCUAUUGGGCUCUUAUCCGGAUGUCUUUGCCGGUGGAAGCGCUUUCGCCGGCGUGCCCUUUGGUUGCUUUGCGGGGGACGGUUUCGCAGUGUGGAGCGAUGCCUGUGCAACGGGCAAGAUUAUUCGAAAUGGUAGCGAGUGGGAUAGUCUUGUGAGGAAUGCGUACCCAGGUUACACCGGGUGGCGGCCGAAGUUGCAGACGUUCCAUGGCACUAAGGACAAUGUGCUGUAUCCGCAGAAUUUGGAAGAGCAGGUUAAGCAGUGGACGAGCGUUUUUGGAGUCAGUACGACGCCGACAGAGGUUGCACUGGAUACACCAUUGAAGGGGUGGACGAGGAGACGGUAUGGGUCGAAGUUCGAGGCGUAUGAGGCCGAGGGGGUGACGCAUGACAUUCCCAAUCAGGCGGAUGUGGUGUUGGAUUUCUUUUGUUUGAGGUGUAGAGGGGAGGGUUGCUUCAGGAGAGGAUCAGAGUGA